Ipomoea nil (Japanese morning glory) is the source of this 713-nucleotide messenger RNA. Its product is annotated as zinc finger protein 6-like. The transcript has 2 exons. The coding region runs from base 94 to 627 and encodes 177 amino acids. Gene Ontology annotation, biological process: negative regulation of abscisic acid-activated signaling pathway. NCBI's taxonomy places the organism in Eukaryota, Viridiplantae, Streptophyta, Magnoliopsida, Solanales, Convolvulaceae. The record is from RefSeq and is a predicted model, not a curated record.
CCUAUUUAAAGUCCAAGAAUCCUCUGUUCCAACAAGAAAGAUUGAGAUCAUAUAUCCUUUCUCCUUCUUUCUACACUGCUAACCCUAAGAGAAAUGGAAAACCAAACCCAAAAUGGAGAAGAUGGAACAAGAUCAUUCCCAUGCUUAUACUGUUCAAGAAAAUUCCACAGCUCACAGGCAUUGGGAGGCCAUCAAAAUGCCCACAAGAAGGAGAGAAGUGCAGCCAGGAAGAACAAAAGGGCAAACCCCCAUGAAUAUGCCUUAAUCAACUCUCUUUCUUCAUUCCCUCAUCAAACCUCCUCACUGGUUUUCGCCCCCAACCACCACCACCACCCUCUCGGCCUGUUCACCCACCACCCUCCGCCGCUCUACAUCUCUGCCCAUUCCGCCGCGCUCUGCCAGUACCCCGGCCGGUUUGUGGCGGCGGGCGGCGGCGCAGCGGCGGCGCCGAGGUUGGAGUACCGCGGCAGCUGCUUGGUGAAUAGCAACCCUUACUUGUAUGAAGGUGAUGAUGAGCAUGGGUUUGGUGAAGAAGAAUGUCCGGUGCAGGGUGGUUUCUUAGGUGUUACUAACCACACAGAUUGUAGCAACAAGAGCCAAAAACUUGAUUUGUCUCUUCAUUUAUAGGCCAGAAAUAGGUUGUUGGUACUUGGUAGAUCAGAUCAGAUCAGAUUCAAUGUUCUUUCUCAUUUUCUAUUUUUUUUUUUUUUUUU